UGAUUACUCCGGGUAUUCGCAACUGCCUGCUGACGGCGCUUCCACAGGUUGCGGUUCCAGAUAUCAUUGGAGUGGUAGCAGGUCAAUUGUACGACCCCAAUCAGCAGUGUCAACACAUGUACGGUCCUCUGUCCCGGUACUGCCAUGGGGGAAAUUUUGGCGACAUCAGUGACAUCUGUACGUCCAUGUUUUGCCUGUCGCCCAACAACACGAGGCGAGACUUUGCUUCCAGCAUCACGCGGCGCCGGGCACCAGCUGUGGGAUGGCCGGUGGUGUGAAGCCGGGGAGUGCGUUUCUAAUGCGAGGGCGCCAGUAAUCGGCUCGUGUCCUUUCGGCGACCAGCUGGUGCGGAUCAACGGACAGGAGUGUCGGCGGGCAGUGGCCGCUCGUCCCGCCCUCUGCAACAACGCCAGAGUGCGACAGAUCUGCUGCGGCACGUGCAGAGCGCCGCGCUCCCAAGCGGCGGGAAUCGGCAUCCCUGGUUGUCCGGUUGGCGAUGGCGUUCCAGGCUGUCGCGCUGACCUCUGCCAGUCACUCGGCCAUGACGGGACGCCGUACGCACGCGACUGCUGCGGAACGUGCCGCUUCAACCCAACGCAGUGGACGUGCACAGACGCGGCAGGGGGCGUGGACGGUGUUCAGUGCAACCAGGCCAUUCUGAGGGUGGAGUUCAAGGCUGUUACAACACGACCUUGGCUUUUGUGUGCUGUGCCAGCUGUCAGGAACAGCGUGACGACCGUUUCCCCAGAGGCUGCGAGUACGGUAACGCCGUCCCACGGGAGUGCACCGACCUCCCCCCCAAGGACGAGCCAUGCACCUCCCAGCAGCGACAGCUGUGCUGUGGCUCUUGCUUCACCUCCGAUAAUCUUGCGAGCGGAAGUGGAAAGACCUGGCGGCCAUCUUUCUUCGUCGCGCUGCUGGCCGUUGCCUUAGAUCUUGCCAUCAGUCGCUGUCAUGUCGGCCAUUCAUCGAAAGCUUCGCUAAGCUAGAAACUUACGUCGAUUGUGGACCUUGUCGGCCCAUCUCUGCUUCUACCUCCCUCCAGGGGCCGAAGUUAUAAAGCAAGUCGUUGGCCUGGGGCGACAUGGGAAAUUUAAGGGAAAACGUCUUAUUUCCGAAAUUAUACAGCAGUACCCAGAUCCUUCGGUAGAGGCGGCAGCAGCAGUACGCUGGACACUGGUCCGUGUGAUGAACUGACGGUGACAAAAGAAUCUCAGGCGCGGGGCUUGGGGUGGUUGCCCUAGUCGCUUUAUAAUUUUGGAAAUAAGACGCUUUUCCUUGAGUUCCCCUUGUUACACAGAGCUACGACUUACCCUCGCUUCAUAACUGCCGUCCCUCAACCGUCUUCGUCACGUUACCGUGACAUGUUUAGUUUCUUUUCAGUGUGGCAAGAAGGCCAUCGAAGGACCCGGUUAUUGGUGUUACUUUGAUUUAUUCUUUCUCAUUGGUGUUUGUGAGAGAAAGGAAGAAGAAUCCUGUAACGCCUUAUCUUAUUGUCUGUCUUCUCCACUGCGAGACCGCGGGGCAGGGUUCAAGUCUCACACGUAUCUACAUGGAUGGCUUUAGCUUGAUUGUGGAAGAGCAUGAAUCUAAAAGCACAAAAAAUGAACUUUGCCUCGUUAAUAUAGUUUUCUGGUAGUUUGACCAGUUCAGGGCUUUGAUAUCAGGGACUGUUUUUUAAUACUUUAAAAAAUAAUCGUGCGAAUGCUUAUAAGGAAACAAAAUAUGAGUAUGUAUAUAUAGUGUGUGUGUGCGUGUGUAUGUGUAUACGCGUGCAUGUAUGUUCAUCGAAUACUGGUGUUGCACAUUUGCAUGUAGGCGGCUGUUAAUGUAGGAUUAUUGUUUUGAUGACGAAGAUGAUGAAGAUGAAGAUUAAGAAGAGACAGUAUAAAGUAUGUUUAAAAUAUAUUAAUAGACCUUUUUAGUCGUACUUCUUAUUAGGUUAUAUCAUGUAAAGUCUUCCAAAAUGUGCGCCUUUUAAAUUGCUCUUAAUCUCCACCCAAUAUAUAUAUAUUUAUUUAAAAAUAUACAUUAUGUAUUUAUAUAUACUCAAUUGUUUUGAUCAGUUUGUAUUCUGGCAUCAUGUUUAUUAAAAUGUUACGCUGCAUCUUAACAGACAAGAGUUCUGCUCAUAAAGAUUUAUUACGAUUGUUAAGGAUGUUUCUGUUUGUUUAACCUUUUGUAUUGGCAUCAUUUGAAACAAUUAAGAAGACUACGUUUGACGAUGGCGGGCGUUUUGGUGAUAAUAUGUCUUUCCAUGAUGUCACCGGCCUUCCAUGUCCGUAAGUCAGUGGCAGCCUGAAGGAAGUCUCCUUGGGUUGACAACGUACACAACUCUGUAUUCGCCAUCUUAGCAAAGUCACACUGAAAGUUCAUCCACCAUCGCCUCAACACUGAAGGAGCGCCGCACUAGUCGGUAAUCAGGUGGGAGAUCUUUCAGACAACAAUGGGCUUUCUUCAAGAUGCACACUGUCGCCUCUUGCAUCUCAGAAGGAGGUCGGACAUCGAGGUGGACAUCGAGGAACUGGAUGGCGACUGAUCGUUUCUUGCAGGCUUGCUCUCCACUUCUCGAGACGGACCUGAGUGGCGAGUCUUGUUAGCUGCUGCGACUACCCAGGUCCCCCGACGACCGGUCGGCCGAUAGGGUGGGGGCGGCGACAGGUCCCCCUGACGACUGGUACCGGCAGAUCAGCUUUUAUGAUGAUCAGAUAGUACGUCAAGGAAUGAUGAUUAAUGAUCAUGAUGAUGAUCAUGAUGAUGAUGACGGCUUGAAAACUUCCUGUCAAAGAAUUUGCUUUAUACCCUGAAAUAAUAAAAGAAUACCAAUCGAGACGAUCUUUACUGAUCCGUCCUAAUCCAUCGUUACAAAAGGAUUCAUUCACCAUUAACAGUUAUGUAGGAUAUGCCAACCUACAACGGUGUUUGCUAAAACAUGAAACGUAACGGUCAGGUAUCUUGUUACAGAUGUAACUCCCCCAUCCCCCUAAAAAAAAAUCAGGCGCAUGGCCGACACAAUAAGCCAGUUAAUAAACGGGUAUCAAACACUUGAAGGUACCCGCCAUCAGAACCUCGCAGCUAUGAUGCAUUAAACUUGGCGUUGCAUGCACCAUUCAAAUACCGCGGUGAAAGUUAUUUUUCAUGAUCUUCUGUCGACUGCUUUUGUUCCUACUGGAGCCCACGGAGAUGGCACUUAAAUGUUUUCUAAAUGUGAUAAGGGGAAGACCGCGUUAUUUCCCAUUUAACUCGCGCAGCCAUUGCAAGAUCGGAGGCUGAUUGUGCAAACUUGUUUUAUGGCACAUCCGGUGAUAACGCUUUCGAUGAUAUCAUCAAUGCCUGCUGCAGUAGACUGUGGUGCGGAGCUGUGGGGAAACAAAGUGUAAUAAGCACUUUGGUGAAUUGGGGAUCUUGGGAAUAUAACCAUGGGGGACACUGAGACUGGGGUUUUACAUGUCAAAAUUAAAACGUGGAGGAACUUGAAUGGCAGCUAAUAUAGAGGAAGCCAUUAAUUUCCCGCUUUAUCGCAGAAGGUAGUUUUAUUUUGGGCAUUGUAAUAAUUGUCAAAAUAAUAACAUAAUAAAUUGGACUGAUGUAAAAUUAACAUACUUAUAAGCUAACAAAUAAAGACA
This is a messenger RNA of Pomacea canaliculata, 3626 nucleotides long. RefSeq lists its product as uncharacterized. NCBI's taxonomy places the organism in Eukaryota, Metazoa, Mollusca, Gastropoda, Architaenioglossa, Ampullariidae. The record is from RefSeq and is a predicted model, not a curated record. The transcript has 7 exons. The coding region runs from base 145 to 933 and encodes 262 amino acids.